Messenger RNA from Balearica regulorum gibbericeps (East African grey crowned-crane), 873 nucleotides. The record is from RefSeq and is a predicted model, not a curated record. Lineage: Eukaryota; Metazoa; Chordata; Aves; Gruiformes; Gruidae.
GUUGCAGAUAUCAAGAGAGUUAACAAUCUUAUCAAUGAUCAAGAUUUUUUUGCCCUGAGGUCUAUCAAAAUCCCAGUGAAAAAGUUCAGCGUAUUAACCGAAACCCAUGUCUCUCCAAAAGGAAGACCAGUCCUUCGGCCUGCUCACUGUUCCCCAGAAGUGCAGGAAAUGUCACCUGAUAAAUUCUCUGCUACCGAGACUGUUGGCAACUUCUUAAAAGAAGUGGAUCGAGAUAUAGAAGAAAUAGUGAAGUGUAACGAUACAAAGAGAGAGAAUCUUAAUGAAGUUGUUUCUGCCUUAGCAGCCCAACAGAUCUGUUUUGAAACUGAUGGUAAAACUAAAAAAUGCAAGGAUCCUUACUAUGGAGCAGAUUGGGGUAUAGGAUGGUGGACAGCCGUGGUGAUUAUGUUGAUUAUUGGCAUAGUAACUCCAGUUUUUUAUCUCCUGUACUAUGAAGUUCUAGUGAAAGCAGAUGUCAGUCACCAUUCUACAAUGGAAUCUUCCCAUUUGUUUGUCACAGCAGCAUCGCAUCAGAAACAAAUAGAAAAUGGAAUAAAUCCAGCGAAUAUUAUAAAUGUUGAUAAUCAAGGAAACCUUCAGCCUUAACAAUGGAAAACCACAGGUGGCUGUUAUUCAUGGACACAUAACAUAGCAUUAGAUAAAGGGGAAACCACAGAAUGCAAAAUGCAUCUGGAAGGCAGAGAAAAUGCGUACUGAUGUGUGACUUGCCUUUAUGGGCACUGUUCCAGUAAAGGAUAUUUCUGUGGAUCGUGUAAUCUCUGAACAUGUCUCAGACAGGCGAUUUUAAUGCAAGAUUGGGAUAUAAAUUAAGGUAUAAAGUUGUCUCUGAAGUUUUGCACUUUUUUCUAUUUU